AGAUCAGAAGGGUGUUGAAACCAGGCGGUCUUUACUUAUUCGUCGAGCAUGUUGCUGCUCGUGAUGGCUCUCUUCUCCGAUGCGUGCAGAGCAUUCUUGAUCCACUCCAGCGGUUCGUUUCAGAUGGGUGUCAACUGACUAGGGAAACAGGGAUGCUAAUUUCAGAAAAUGGAUUCUCUAGUGUGGACCUUAACACUGCAUUCCUGUCAUCUGCCGCCUUGUUAGGUCCCCAUGUAUAUGGAAUAGCUCGUAAAUAACAUCUACAUCGUUAUUGCUCUCUUUCUGGUCUCUUGUAAUGUAUUAUUAUUCUUCUCUUCCUAUUGAAGAGGAUAUGACAAUGCCCCUUGAAUGACCCGUUUUUUUCUGGUGCAAAGUUGACCCAAUUCUUAUAGUAGAAGAAUCGUCUACCUUCACCUUUUUUCUUUUUUCUUUUUUUUCGUGUGUGAAGAUAAUGUACUAGGUGACAAGGGAUCAAACUAUUAGUGCCUUUUUGGGCAUGUGUGCAUGGGCCCAUUAACCAACUGGUUUAGAGUUUUGGAUGCAUCAUCCAGUAAUUGAAUAAGAAAUCUCUUCUUGUUGCUGAGCAGAGAGAUGGGAUCACCAUACUAGGCUUGAUUCCAUAAACAACUCUAUUUUAAAUGAAAAAUGGUGAUUCGAGCCAUGUGAGCUGAGUAUUCACCCAGAUGACUUAAGGCUAUGAUGGCUAAGUUUUUGGGAAGCCAAAAGGCAUUUUGUUUGGAUAAUUCUAGUGGUGUUUGGUAAAAAUAAUGUGGAGAUUACUUUGAUUUUUGUCAAAAUGUUGAAAAUGUUUAUUAGAGAAAAAUUCCAUUUU
This is a messenger RNA of Elaeis guineensis (African oil palm), 832 nucleotides long. The record is from RefSeq and is a predicted model, not a curated record. NCBI's taxonomy places the organism in Eukaryota, Viridiplantae, Streptophyta, Magnoliopsida, Arecales, Arecaceae.